Molecule: messenger RNA, 3603 nt
Organism: Cylas formicarius (sweet potato weevil)
Lineage: Eukaryota; Metazoa; Arthropoda; Insecta; Coleoptera; Brentidae
Exons: 7
Coding region: 157-3501 (1114 amino acids)
Biological process (GO): proteolysis
Molecular function (GO): serine-type endopeptidase activity
Source: RefSeq, a predicted model, not a curated record
UCCAUCCGAAGAAAGCGAAUCUUGAAGAUAACGUGUGGGGGUACGGUAUAAUAGUCCGGAUAGAAAGUGAAAAUUUAACAGUGUCGAGGCGAUUAAGGUGACCGCGACAUCUUGUUUUUGGAAGAAGAAGACGAUUAUUUUUCGCACCACCGGAGCAUGGCGCGCAUUUUCGCCUACUGGGCGGUACUCGUCGCGACGACGGUCGUCGCCGAAGACUCCGCGUGGUCCUGGAACCCCCAAACCCCCGAAGACGACCUCCAGGUCUCCGCUAGCGACUACGCCCCGACCUCGAUCAACUCCACCGACUCCGACGCCUUGAUACAAGAAAUCUUAACUUCCACGCGACAAGGUCGCGCUUUGGACGGCUACGACGAAGUUUACAGCGACCCGAGUGUCCAGGAAGUUCUCCAAAAAGGAGACGACGUCGAAGCCAGGAGCGUUAUCCGCGAGCGCCUUUGCUUCCUCAACCUGAUGAGGUGUGACGAGGAAAUCCAAGGCAAACGCCCAUACAUCGCGCCCGAAGAGCUCAUCUACGCACAGCCGGUGGCCAUCAACCCCGUCGGGCAACCCAUACCCACGAUUCCGGUGAAAGGAGUGAGAGGUAUGGGAGGAUACGGACCGCCCCGUCCGAUCCCCUACCCCGGCGGUAACAAAUUCGGACCUCCCACGCUGGGCGGCAAAUAUCCACCCCCUCCUUACGCCCCCAACAAGCCGCCGAGGAGGGGAUACGGCCCUCUCCCGGGCAAACCUUUCUACGGACCUCCAGUUAACAAACCAUUUUUGUCAGGUGGUGAAAUUUUAGCCGAAGGGGAGUUCCUUGACAGACCCCCUAGCUCCGAAUACUUCAACAAACUUCCGGCAGCCGCGAACCCGUACCAGUUCGAACUAGGUGCCUCCGAGAACGCCCAUCACAAGGACAAACGCGUGGAGAUCACCGUCACCGCUCAAGGAGGUGCGGCGAGCGUUACUGGAGCUCCCAACAAAGGCCUAGUCGAGCACGUGCACCACCAUUAUCACCAUAACGCUGACGGCGUCUCCAAGCAACCGACGGUGAUCGUUAAUCCUGUACCGGUGGCGGCCGCGGCGGUGACUAGCUCGUUAGACGCGGUGUCCAGUUCCAACGCGUUCACCUCCUCUCACAACUCCAACGGUUUCGUCCCCACCAAUGGUCUGUCUUUGGGUGGCUUCGGAGGAGUGUCCGGAGUUACCUACGGGGGUCAGACCUUGGCCAAUUACGGCUCCUCCUCGUCCACUUUCGGUACGCAGGGGUUGUCGAACUACGGUUCCGGUUUCGGAGGCGUCAAACCCAUCACAGAGAACUACGGACCUCAAACCUUCGGGUCGAACUCGGUCGGAGCUACCGCAGGGUACUACGGUUCGUCGGGUCUCUACAAGAAGGAGCUGAACGUCGACUCGCUCAAUGGGAACUACCUGCAGGGCGGCUACGCGGAUAAGUACCAAGGUGCGGAGUCGGCUAGAGCAGAGAAUUACGACUGCGUCUGCGUCCCGUACGACCAAUGCCCCACCCACGACGUCAUAGGGAGGAAAGAUGACCUGUAUCUGGCGAUUGACCCCAGAAACUUGAAGAGCGACAUCGAGGCGGUCGCCGACAACGACACCCUCGUGUUAACGGACGGGAACGGUACCAUGACGGUGGUGAAGUUAUCCCAAGGUAACGAAACCCGAGGAGAUCGCGCGAAACGGGAGGCGCCGUCGGAACCCCAAAGCGACGAACAAGAUCACAAGGUCGAAGGGCGCCAGUACGGGGGCCAGUACGACAAUAUCAUGAAGAAAAUCAAACCCACUUUCGGCAUUUCCUUUGGUUUACCGUAUCAGGGAGGCGGUGGUUAUCCCUUCAACCCGCACCACGUGUAUCCGCAUCACGGUACCGUCGACGGUACCGGCGUUAAUCUCGGUCUGGUGUCCGUCAAUCCCCUGCUCUCUAUCCAAGUCACCAAAGACGAUUACGGCAACAAAGUCAUCAAGCCAUUCGUCAAUCUUCACGUCACCCCCAACAGUUACCUGGUUAACAAGUUUGAGGAUUUGGUCGCCUACAAAAAAGGCGUCAUCCUCAACAAGCACAAGCACUUUCACGUGCACAAACCCGGGUUUUAUCCCCAUCCGCCCCACCACCCGGUCUACGACGGUCCCUACAGGGAAGAGCACGACUUUCAUCACCAUCCUCACGAACCGGAAAUCCUUUAUGGUCCGCCAGCUCACCAUUAUCAUCAGUACGGCCCUGAAUCGCCCCAAUUCGAGCCGGACUACCCGCAAAAACCCCCAUUCGGGUACUUCGACGAUCCCUACUCCCACUAUGGUGGCGGCCAUUACGAACAUCCCGACUCCCUUAUCGCUCGGUCGUACCGCAAUCACACGUUCGACGCGGGCAAUAGCCUCGUCGAGCAGUACCGCGAGCAAUUCGACCACGACCGGCACCUUGUUUACGGUGACCGGUCGGGCGUGCAGUACCAGCACCGACCGGGUACCCGUGGUGGCAAAAGUCUCGACCUCCAAGCCUCCCUGAGUCACGUAAAAUUCCCUAGCAGUAGAAAAAGACGCGACCUUACUGACUUUGACGCAGGUAUCGCUAAAAGCACAACGGACAAGCGUCAGGCAUACUACGGUAGGCCGCAGACGUGCGGGCCGAGACACGUGUGCUGCAGGAGGCCGUACAGGCCGAGCGUGCCCCAGGUGAACCACAAGCAGUGUGGUACCAGACAUUCGCAAGGCAUAAACGGCAGAAUAAAGAACCCGGUGUACGUGGACGGCGACAGCGAGUUCGGAGAGUACCCGUGGCAGGUCGCCAUCCUGAAAAAGGAUCCUAAGGAGAGCGUCUACGUCUGUGGUGGUACGCUGAUUGAUCCUCUGCACAUACUGACCGCUGCCCACUGCGUGAAACAGUACACCAACUUUGACCUGAGGGUACGACUCGGCGAAUGGGACGUCAACCAUGACGUGGAGUUCUAUCCAUACAUCGAACGCGACGUUGCCGCCCUUACGGUUCAUCCAGAGUUUUACGCUGGCACCUUGUACAACGAUUUGGCAGUACUGAGAAUGGACAAGCCCGUGGAUUGGUCGAAACACCCGCACAUAUCGCCCGCGUGCUUACCGCACCCGCAGGACGACUACACCGGAGCUCGAUGCUGGACGACUGGGUGGGGGAAGGACGCUUUCGGCGACUUCGGCAAGUACCAGAAUAUCCUGAAGGAGGUGGACGUGCCGAUAGUCGGGUUCGGCCAGUGCCAGCGACAGCUGCAGGGUACCCGGCUAGGGUACGAGUUCAAACUGCACCCCGGAUUCGUCUGCGCAGGCGGCGAAGAGGGCAAAGACGCGUGCAAAGGCGAUGGAGGUGGUCCGAUGGUGUGUGAGAGAGGUGGUACCUGGCAGGUGGUGGGCGUGGUGAGCUGGGGAAUCGGGUGCGGUCAGAGGGGCGUGCCCGGAGUUUACGUCCGGGUCGCCCACUAUUUGGAUUGGAUCAGGCAGAUCACCCAGCGUUAUUAGGCUUUACUGGGUUAUUUAUUUAUUUAAGGAUUAUUUAUUUAGGUGUAUAUAAAGUUUAAUGGAUUUUUGUGAUAAGUUAUUUAUGAGUUUUUAUAUAAUAAA